CCCAUCAUCUCUGUCCCCCAGCGCAUUGCUGUGGCUGGUACCAUCGUCUCCCUCCCAUGUCACGUGGGGGGUUUCUACCCCAAGGAUGUGGAUGUCGCAUGGCUGCGAGAUGGGCGGGUCCUGAACAACACCACCCCUUCUGUCCCGCAAAGAAACCCCGAUGGGACCUUCAGCUUCACCCUGACCUACACUUUCACUUCUGCCAGGAGCGACGCUGGCAGCAUCUUCUCCUGCCGCGUCCAGCACCUGGCUCUGGAGCAGCCCCUGCGAGAGGAGUUCCCCUUGGAAGUUGCAGUGCAAGAGGCAGGCACAGAUCGCACUGGCACCAUCAUCGGAGUCUCCCUGGGGAUCGCGGUGGCAGUGGCAGCUGCUGCAAUGGCCAUUUACUGCUGGAGCAGGAAAGCCCCCUACUCGGUCUCCGAGGUGCAGGGGCCAGCGCAGUACGUGCUGGGGCAGGAGGUGACACUGCGCUGCGUCAUGGAGGGGACGUUUCCUGAGGACAUGGCUGUGACAUGGAAACUGCUGCACGGGGAGGUCGGGAUGGGGGUCGGGGAGGAUGGAGCUGGGGCUGGCCCAGAGCACCAGCCCCGGAAGGAUGCCGGUCUCCUGCGGCCCCCAGAGCUGUCACAAAUCUCCGUGCACCAUUCAUGGUGGACCUUUGGUGGGUGUAAAGUCACCAUGAGCUGCCUCAUCACGGGUUAUUUCCCGGGGGAGCUGAGCUUGACCUGGCUCAGGAGGGGUGUUAGAGGUGCUGGCGCCGUGGCCCUGCAGGACUCAUCUGAAUACAGCAUCGACCCUGGUGUAGCCGUUCUAGCACGGGACGGGAAGAGGUUCCAGCGGGAGACGAGACUCCACUUCACGUCCUCCCUACUCGGUGACGUGGGUGCAGAGUACAUCUGCCAGGUGGGACAUGUUGCCCUGGAGACCCCCAUCGAGAGUCGUUGCACGUGCAGUCUGACAGGCGGCUACCAAGCACAGAAUCCAGCCCAGAGCUCCCCCCAGCUCCCCGCAGAAGAUGAGACUCCUCUUCCGCAUCAUGGGGCAAAUGACAUCCAUGUGGAGGGUACACCUCUGCCUAAAGACCCUCCUAGCAGCACAGAACAAGGAUCUGCAAUGACAGCAGACCACUGAAAGCCUGGGAUAUGACAGCAUGGAUCACACUUCCCAUCGGGGCUGAGGAAGAAGAGGAAGAAGAUGCAGUUCACAAGAUGACGGCAAGCAAUGAAUGACCAUUUUUCCCCUUGAUAAAGUCUUUUGUCCCAAGGCAGCCAUGAAAUACAUCCCCCCCACACCCUCACACUCUGAUCACUUCUCUAAGGACAGAGCCACAGCUCUAAGUAUGGAGGAGAACAAAUUUAUUCUUUGCUCUUUCUGGGUACUCUAUUUGGCUUCUGUACCAGGCAGCUGCAGUGUAUAUCUCGUCCUGUACGUAAGUGGAAUAAAACCCAUCUUACUGAUGCCUAAAACCUAUCUAGUAGCAUGAUAGGAAGGUGCAGCCCAUGAUCUGAUCCUUUUGCUCCUAGUUUUGUCCUUGUCUUUGAGUGUCACAAGGGCCCAGACGGUCCCAGCAGGAGGGGAAAAGAUGCACCGGUGAGACAUGGAGACCACUCACAGGCUUGGCCCUUCUACCUGGCUCUGAGCCUGCCCAAAGGGCCCCAUUGCAACAAGGGCACCUGAGAUCAUCUGCAGGUGGAAACCCCCUGGCAGGGUCUAGGUAAUUAACAGCACGCAGCAGGUCUCUUAGAUGAGGUCAAUUGCUUUGCUUGUAAUGCAUUAUCUUUAACUCGCCCAGGUUUUGGAGCAUCAGUCAAUACCUGCAGCAUUCAAGAGCGAGUUUGCACAGCAAAGACUGCUGAAGUGAUGCUCUCCAGAGGGAAUGGGUCUGUGUUACCGGGUGGGGUGUCAGCCACUGUGAGAACAGGCCGAGGGUGUUAUACUGGGGAGAGAGCACAGAGCCGGGAGAGAGGAAGGGACCUGUAGAGGUCAUGUCUCACGUGGCCCUGGGCUGCGGCAGGAUCAGCCCUGUGCAAACCAGCCCAGGCACGUCUAUCAUCUAAGCUCCAAGUAACACAGCACUGUCACCAUACCCCAUCAUGGGAGACCAACACCUGUGUCUUGCUGUUGUUUUUAGCUUGAGAAAUCAGCCCCUAACCCUAACCCUACCCCAGCCCCUGCUGCCUCCGCCAGAGAAAGCAAACCCACCCCAGGACAUCCCCAGUGACCUCAGAGCAAACUUCUCUUCUGUCACCCCCAGAAGCAAUCUUUUGUCCCCUCAAACCCCUGGAAGCGCUAGACCCCCCACUCGCGUAUCAUCAUGCACCAGCCUAAAUUCUCCUCGUGGCCCAUUUCACCUGCAGGACCCCCAUAGUACCCCAUAACCUCCCCCCGCCCCCCUGACCAGCUCACCACCAGGAUCUCAGUCAUGUUACUGUAUCUCCACCUGCACCAUCUCUGUCCCUCAAAUCCCACCUGGCUCUGUGUGUCCCUUCAGACCCUACAACCCCUCCAAACACCUCACUUCCAUCACAUGCCAGCCACAUUAGACCCCAUAAUCCUCCACACCACCCCACACCCUGUAGCUCCCUGACACCACCCAUACCCCAGGACCCCCUGGCUCCCUCAGACCUCUGAGCCUCCACUGCUCUCACACCGCCCAUGCCCCAAUCCCCCGCACACAUCCCUGGCUCUACCCCCUCCCUGCUCAUGAGCCCCUCAGGCAGGGACAAGGGCUUUGUGCACCCCGGCCUUACUCCACAUGGGGAGAAAUGCCACCCGUCUGCCCCCAAACCACACACAGGGGAAGUAUGAGGAAAGAGCAGUGCUUACAUUGAGUGAAGGACCCAGGUGUCCAGGGAGGCAGGGAGUGGGGGACCUGGGAGUCCUAUCCUGGCCUCUCCUUGGCUCUGGGGCGGUGUUGUACCCCCCUUAGCCCCCCACACUGCUGUUAUCCUGUUGCCUCCCAAGCCGGGGGGUUCACAGCUAAGGUAAUAGCUUACCUAUUACCUUAAGGCCCUGGGAAUAGGUUCUUCCCCUAGCAAGAGACCCUGCAUGUGCCCAUGGGACAGGGCCCAGAGUCAGUGAGAGGCACAGGCCAGGUCCUGGGGGGAGGAUAGAAGAGGGGGAUGACAAGUAUGGGGGGCUCAUGCCCAGACAAGGCCCUGCCCCAGGAGCAGGGAAGGAGCGGGGCUGGAUCUGGUUGUGCUGGGCUACUCUCACACUAAGCUACAGUCACGGAAAGCAGUAUGGGAGCCCACCACGGACCUGAUAAAAAAGAAGAAAAAGAAAAAUACAGGAAUGAGAAAAAACGGCAGCUGGAUGACUGUAACGAGGAAGACCUCUCUAAUGAGACCACACGCUGGUUUGCUAGAAGCAGGAGUCGAGGACCGGGGACCGCUAAGCAGAGAGUCGGGGUCCCGGGAAGGUGGAAUAUUACUGCCCAAGGGGCUCAUAGCAAAUUCUUUACUGUUUGGGUUUUGGGUGGACUCCCCUGGUGCCUGACGGCACACUGUGGCCCUGUGCAUGGGGAUGUGGCAAGUGCCACCUUCCUGAUGCCAAGUGCAAUGCAUGCAAGGGCUUGGUGGCAGGCGGAGUAGUGCGUGGGCCAAAGGGCCCUGGGUUUCUUGAUCCUUUAUGGCUGAGAUGCACAGGAUUUAGAGGAAGAGACUGGACUGGUGACAGCAGAAAGGACUCAAGAGAGAAAGGGUGAAGGACCCCUGAGUCUGGGCCUGCUGGUGUCUGACUCAUCGCACCCGCUUCUCCCGCACCACAGAGGUAGAGCCCAGGUGCCCGGGCUGCCAGCGCCUG
Messenger RNA from Alligator sinensis (Chinese alligator), 3804 nucleotides. RefSeq lists its product as uncharacterized. The record is from RefSeq and is a predicted model, not a curated record. Lineage: Eukaryota; Metazoa; Chordata; Crocodylia; Alligatoridae. The transcript is spliced from 7 exons. The annotation marks the transcript as partial.